AUGGGUCGACUAAGGAGAUCAAGAACUCACCACGCACGAAGAGAUGUCCAUCGACUUGCUCGUACAAGAGUCAGAGUAAAAGAUCUCGACCAAAUUGAGAUGGAUCUCAGGCCUGGAAACAGAGCUAAAUUAGAAAGACAAGAGAUUGAUGAGGAUAAACCUGGAUUAGGUCAACAUUACUGCGUCGAAUGUGCUAAAUACUACGAAACUGAUUUGGCUUUGCGAAAUCAUGCAAAAUCAAAAGUGCAUAAGCGACGAUUGAAGGAGCUAAAAGAACCAGCUUACACGCUGACCGAAGCUGAGAAAGCGGCUGGAUUAGGUCAGGAUAAUACACAGAGAGGUGUAGAGGAUGUGGUGAAGAAGUUCGAGGGAAUGUCAAAUGCACAGGAGGAAGAAAAGAAAGUAAUCUAA
Molecule: messenger RNA, 411 nt
Organism: Kwoniella shivajii
Lineage: Eukaryota; Fungi; Basidiomycota; Tremellomycetes; Tremellales; Cryptococcaceae
Exons: 4
Coding region: 1-411 (136 amino acids)
Molecular function (GO): nucleic acid binding; zinc ion binding
Source: RefSeq, a predicted model, not a curated record